ACUAGCGGCCAUUUUGGAGAUUCGAAAGAAGAAGAGCGAAUGCUACAAAAAGUUAUGCACCGCAGUAAAAAAAGUUGCACUCAAAAUUAAAUACAAAAGUAUCGUUUAAAAUCCGAUGUGAUGAGAAUGCUGACCCCAAGCAGCCAGAUUGCUUCGAUCCGAAAUCUAUAACAACGACAAUUACCGCUAGCGCCAGCAGGAGCAGGAGCAGCAGCAGCAGUUGAAUUCGAUACCAGCGCCAUGGAUCCAAACUCCAGCCCAUGGUCGUAUGCCUACAACCGCAUUGUGCCCGCCAGUGCCGGCAGCUCAGGCGGCACCGCCGACGACUUCCAGCACCCGCAUUUGGCCACCAUUACGGCGGCGAGUAUUGCCAGUUUUAAUGCAGCGGCGGCUAGCGGUGGCAGUUUCGUUCCACCGUCGCCAAUUGGCGGAUAUAAUCCAGUAUUCCAGCAGAUAUACCACCAUGCAGCGGCAGCCAGUGUUCAGCCCAAGCCCGCCCACUAUGCCUCGUCGGCGGUGAGCACGCCGCACCGCCAACUGCAGCUGCCCAGUUCGCUGGACAAGCAGCUCACCACGUUCCAGAACCAGGCAGCGGUAUCGGCGGCAGCAGCUGCCGUGGCCAAUAAUGUGGCCUCGAAUUAUUAUGGCGAGAAUUCGUCAUCGAGCGGAGCAUCACCAUCGCCGACGACAGUGGCCCUAACGUCCACUUCGCUCACCUGGAACACGCCGAACAUGAUAUCCAACACCUUCCUGGCGAUGCAGCAGCAGCAGGCCCAACAACAACAGCAACAGGCCCAGCAGCAGCAACAACAACAGCAGCAGGCCCAACAGCAGGCUCAGCAGCAACUCAAUCUGGUGGCCGAUAAAGUGCUGAUUAAGCAGGAAAAGCAUAUUAAAGCCUACAACGAUUCAAUUCAUCUAAUUCAUCUGCAACAACAACAACAACAACAACAACAGCAGCAGCAAGUGGCAGCCCAACAACAACAACAGUUGCAACAACUGCAACAGGAGGUAGCUGGGGAUACGGAAAUGGAAACGGACACCUAUUACACGAUCGAUGGGCGAAAGGUGAAGGUCACACGGAAAGAUGGCCAGUCAUAUCGUGCCACCAUUGUCGAGCAGCCGAGCGAUAGUCCGGUGGCCGUUGUUCCCACUGCUGCAUCCUAUCCGGUGCAGUAUGCUAGUCCGGCUCUCAGCUCGGCGGCCGGUUCGCCAAUCACGAAUUUACAUGCCGUGGGCGUGGUCAGCACGCCGCAGGCCCAGGUUAUCGUCUACAAGACGGCAUCGCCAGUACAGAGGCGACCAGAAACAGGCGCUGGUUCGUCUGCCGCCCCGCCCACCACGGUGGCCUAUUCAUCUGUGAUACAAAGCACCCUGCAGCAACACCCCCACCCCCACCCCCACCCACAGCAGCAGCAGCAGCAGAAUCUCUGCUGGACGACAAAGCUGGAAGAGGGAUCGGGUGGUGGAGCGGCGGCCGUUCAAGAGGACAUUAAGAAUGUGCUCCAGCUGCAGGUGAAGCAGGAACAGCGCCAGCUAGAUUAUGGCAGCGAGACCGCAUCCACAGUGGAGACUGGCGGUGAGAAUCUGGUAUUCAAUCUGCCGCCGGGGCUCGAGAUCAAGCAAACCUUUUACACCACCGGAGUGGUCGAUGGGGAGCAACUGCAACUGCAGGAGCAGUCUCAGUCCCAGACCCAGACCCAUACGGGGCGACGGCAGCAUGUGGUGGCCAACAUGAUAGCAGCGGCCGGCAACUUAACGUCACAGAUUCAAGUAGUGCCCAAGGAGGAGGUGAAGCCGCCGCCAAAGCCGGCGAAGACACCACGCAAGCGGCAGCCCAAGAAGACGCUCAUACCGACCAGCAGCGACUAUGGCAGCGUACGAAGUCCCCAGGAGCCGCAACAUCACCAGCUGCAGCAGCAGCAACAACAGCAGGCGCAACAGCAGCAGCAGCAGCACAAUCAGCAGCAACAGCAACAGAAUACGUACUACGACUUCAACAGCAAGUGGAACACGCCCCUCAAGACGGAAAACAAUGCGGCGUCGGUUUCGCCAGCGGCCACCAUCAACAUACCCACAUAUCCGCAGCAGAGCCAGCAGCAACAGCACCAGCAGCAACAACAGCAGCAGCAGCAGGCGGCAGCCCAGCAGCAACACCUGCCCCAGCCGGCCCAUCUGCAGUCGUCCCAGGCCCAGUCGCACCUGACCCAGUUGGCGCAAUACUAUCCAGCCUUCCCCCAGCCCAUCGCCUCCCAGUACACGGCCUGUAUGCAGCAGCAGCAGCAGCAGGCCCAGCAGCAACAGGCGCAACAACAGCAACAGCAGCAGCAAGCCGCCUACACGCAACAGCAGCACCAGCAAGCCUAUUCCCAGCAGCAAGCCCAACAGCAGGCGCAGCAACAGCGCCAGGAGAAGACCGAACAGCAGGAGGAGGAGGCGUCGGCAGCUGCGGCGGCUGCUGCUGCAGCGGCGGCCAGCAACAAGGUGAUCGUGCCCAAUAUCGAGGAGGAGCUGGACUUUCUGGCGGACACGAGCAGUACCCCCAAGCAGGGGUAUGCCAAUUCAAUCUCCAGCAAUGGACGGGGCACCAACUCCUCCACCAAUAACACGAACUUUGGUAUACGGAAUCCAAACAAAACGCCAUCGCCGGAACCGCCAUGCCCCCAGAACGGACAUGGUCACGGUACAGUACCCACGCCAUCAACGCCUGCUGCUAGUGCACCCGCCGCCGCUGCUUACAGUCCCGCUGCCCCGAAGCCCGUUAGCGUGGGCACACAAAUUGGGGAGAAGAAGACCCAGUUCAUGGACAGCUAUCUGAAGUUUCUGCAGGGCGAGCGGGACGACGAUCCGCCGCCGGUUGUGAAGCCAUCCAGAAAGUUGAACUACCCGAGGGCGCCGUACAAACGGAAAGGUGGCAAGGGAGCUGGGAGCGGUGGUGACGAACCGGCCACAUCACAGGCCCCCCAGUCGGCGGUAGAGGCGGGCCAUCCGGGCGAUGGCCUUACAGGACUCGUGGGCGAUGAUGGACAUCGCAUCAAAAUACUCUCGCAGACGCAGAUUCUACCGAAGAAGCGUCCGCACGCCCAGAUGGUGGCUGCUGCUGCUGCCGCGGAAUCAGCACCUUCGUCCUCGUCCUCUGUCAUCCAACAGCCGGGGGAUCAGGCCGCCUUCCGGCCAUAUGCCCAGCAACAGCAACAGCAGCAACAACAACAACAACAACAGCAGCAGCAACAGAUGAGCGGCCAGCACUUUGUCCAGCAGCAUUGCGCUCAAUUGGCAGCCGGUCAAGACCCGUUGAGUGUGCCGCCGCGACGGGAGCAAUGCUCCCGCAAGGCCAAGCAGAGCAGCAUGCACGCCAUGCUACUUAAUUCCAGUGCCGCCGUUGGCGAUGGUGGAACCGUUAAUGAGCAGGACGAGUUCACCGACUCGGACACGGAUCCAGUGUGGACUCCGCAAGAGGAAGACAGCGAUGAUGCCGGCAAGGGUUAUGGGAAGCGCAAGCUGGCCCGCCGCUCGAAGGGCACACCCCGCAAGAACACCUACGACCAUCCCCCCCAGCAAAUGCAACAACCGCCGCAGCAACACCAUCAAUUGCAACAGAUGCAGCAGGUGGCCCAGCAACAGCAGCAGCAGCACCAUCAGCAACAGCAGCAGCAGCAGGUGCAACAGCUUGGUGACACUGGCUACAAUCCGCAGCAGAAUCUGGCCGGCGUGGGGGAUGUGGGCUAUGCCAGUGCAUCAUCGGGAACCUCAGCCAACUCGGAGAACUUUAAAACUGGGGACUUUAUUGUUUUGCGAUCGGAUCUGGUUAAUGAUUGGCCCACCAUCUGGCAAGUGGACUCGAAAUGUAUCUUGCAGAAAUACGAGCCUUUCCGACAAAACGGAAAAACCUUUUAUCACAAUAUGUCAAAGUACGCAUCUUGGAAUCUCGAAACUAAGAAACUCUACCUCAAAGCGCCGGUGCGCAUGCAGCUACAUUCCCACACCGAAACGAUUGUGGAGUUUAUGCGUUCGGAGCUGCUGGCCGAUGACACUGAGCAGUUCAUCGAGAAGAUCAUGGAGGACUAUCUGUCGUACAGGGACAACUUUGAGAUAUAUAUUCAGACCAUGAUCUCGCAGGCCCUCGAUCCCAGUUUCUUUUCCGAAAUUACGCGCGAAAAGGAUGACUACUUUUUGGGUAGCGUGCGGGUCGUGGACACCAUUAUGGAGAAUUGUAAGCGUAAACUACUUGCCAUCACUCCUUGGACACGGAGUACCAUCUCCUCCAUUGAGACCUGGCCCAAGUGCCAUGUUUUUUCCGAGUGGGAACAGAACAACCUGACCCAAAAGAACUGUGCCGGAUGUCAUCAGCCAGGCAUUGCAGUGCGAUUUUUACUUUUUGGAGAACCAUAUAAUCCCAACACCAUGCAGACUAUACCGGUCGAUCCGCGUAUUGUUUACGAAAAGGACAUUGUCUUAUGCCGCAUCUGUGCUGCGCGAGCCGAUCUCUUCCACAAGAUUGCCCACGAGAAGUACAAUCUUUUCAUCAACUGUUCCCAGAGGGUCACGGAGCAGCAGCAACAGUUCCCCGGAAAGACCUCUACUGAGAUUCUCAAUGAUCUACUGGCUGAGCACAACUGGAUCGAUGAGCUCUUCCGCAAUAUGCGAAAUUGUUGGGCCGAGGUUGAGAGCCUGGAGCGCCAGAAGCGUUUCCGCGAAGUAAUGCAGUAAAAGUCAAAAGUCUCCUUCAUCAUGAGUUAUUAUAAUCCACAUUGACCCUUCAUUUUGAAUCCAAGUGCUGGACAUAAGGAAAUUAAACGCCAAGCCCACGUAUCGCUGCAAUAAACUCAAUGAGUUGUUAUUUUAUUAAAAAAUCAGAUGACACGCAAAUGCUUAGUUUUUAGCGAAAGACACAUAUUGUACUAAUUAGGCCUUAAGAUGAAGUCUAUUCUUGGACUGUGCAUAAUGCAUGCCAUGUAAAUAGCUAUACAUUUAGCUAUAGCCCCUCAUUAUAUCAAAUAUGAAAUUUGAAGUACUAUACUACCUUAUGCAGAGUUAUUGAUCAUAUUGCUUGCAACAUUCUUUUUCAAAACGAUUAAAUUAUGAAUUGUUUUACAAAAUCUGUUGAAAUGGGGCUUCAUCCCAUUAAAAUACACCCGCAAACAAUCAAAUUGUGGUUUGGUUGACAAACCCGUAGAGUGUACAUCGUAA
This is a messenger RNA of Drosophila bipectinata, 5190 nucleotides long. RefSeq lists its product as uncharacterized. Gene Ontology annotation, cellular component: nucleus. The record is from RefSeq and is a predicted model, not a curated record. NCBI's taxonomy places the organism in Eukaryota, Metazoa, Arthropoda, Insecta, Diptera, Drosophilidae.